AUGACGGGCCGCAUUCUCACCUUGGGUGCGCUCGUGGCCCUUUCUCAAGCCAAGGCCAUCGUCACGAACAGCUGCCCUCACGAUGUCUACAUCUGGUCUGUACCCCAAUCCGGCUCUUCGAAGAUCGUCGGCCUUCCUGUAAAGUCUGGUGGCCACUACGAAGAAGCCUGGCGCCGUGGCACUGCAAUCACUCCUGGCAUCGCCAUCAAGAUUUCUGCCCAACCAGACGGUAUCAACAAGGGUGGCGACGAGAUCGACUUUGCGUACUCGGUCGCAGGCCCCAACAAGUCCCAGGUCUGGGUUGACCUCUCUGCUAUUCGAGGAAAGACCUUUGACAACGUCAUCUCCUUCAACACUUGUCACGGGUCGUACAACACAACGAAUAUUACCACCCGCCAGUGUAAGGUAUCGGAUGACAUUGAGCUUACUCUUUGCGGUGCUACAGUCAAACCAUCCAGUCAAGCUGCCACACCAACUAACAAAGUCUUCCCUUCUGUGUUCGUUGGACUCGUUCCUUCCGUCCCAGAGAAGGCCACUUCAUCCAUCUCUAGCGAGAGGACACAGUGCGACGUCUCUACUACGACCACUGUCAUUUCGAAGGUCAGCACGCCAAAGGAUUCUUCAUCAAGCAAGUCCUCAUACUCCACCACGUCUUCGAAGACUGAAUUCAGCCACUGGGCUCUUCCCAAGGUUACUGAAAAGCAGAAGUCGUCGCCCAAGUUAUCGACCAUGGAACCCCAUCCUACGUCUGAAUUGGUUUCUUCGAAGCCUGUCUACUCUUCCCCUGCAGCCGUCACAAGCAGCUUCAAGUAUUCAGCUCCCCCCGCCAGUGUCGUGAAGCCCAGCUAUGCACCUCCAGAGCCCGCUACCGAUAAGGCCACGUACUCUGCUCCAAGGCCCCUGCCAAGUAAGUCGAAAAUGCCAGGACCGGGACCCAGUCCCUUGAGGUCUGAAUAUGCCCCACCCGGGCCUGCUUCCAGCUCCGUGCAGUACGCUCCCCCCACUCAAUCGUCCACCAAGCCGUAUUCUCCUCCGAGGCCUGUUGAUGAGUACUCUGGACCAUCCAAGCCUACCUACGCCCUACCCUCCGAUACAUCAGAUGACUCUUACAAUCGACCAGAGAAGAGCGAGGAAUACACUAGACCAUCUAAGCCCACUGCGUAUCAUGUCCCACCUCAUUUCUCGGGAAAGCCUGAAGCACCAAUGAAGCCUAUUGAAGGUCGCCCUGAUUUUCCAGUACCCGCCUCGAAGCCUUCUCCUCCUUCUUAUACCUCGCAUGAGCUACACGGUGCUCCGAGUCAUACCCGAGGUUACUCUGGUCCUCCUAAGGCCAUUUCAGACUAUGCUCCUCCUAAAACCAUCUCACACUAUGCUUCUCCUUCCUCUGCUUCAGCCACAACAAAGAAGGGGUACGCUGCACCACCAAAGGAGACUGACAGUCACGACCCGCCUUCGCAUCACGAGCACAGCCAAGGGACACCGUCCAAGGAGUCAUCUUAUGCUCACCCUGGCCCACCUAAGCACGCUGGUGAUCAUCUCGUUCCUUCUGAAAUCACAGAUAGCAAGUCAUACUCACCGCCUAAGCAUACCGAAGGACAUCAUGGCCCUCCUCGUAAGCCAACUGGUGCGCAGUAUGCUCCGCCUACUUCGGCCUCACAGGAAGAAUACGGACCUACUAAGCCAACUUCUGCUGGCUAUCAUGACCCACCAGUCCAUGGCCCACCUACAGCAGUCUCGAAGAUAUACAACGCUCCGUCGCCACCAGAUGCGUCCAAAUCUCACCCUACGGUCAAAGGAUAUGGACAUGGUCCUCCCAGGGUCACCUCCGAUGAGCCAGUCUAUCAUUCACCUUCGCACACUAGCCAAGGCCCACCCAGGCGCCCAUCAGGCAAGCCCGAAUACUCUCCAGAAGAAGAAGAACAAGAUGAAGCGCCCCAUGCUCUGCAUGAAUCUCACAUGGAUGAGCCUGACUACUCUACACCCAAGCCUUCCAAGAGUCAGCCUCAGCAUCCUCACUCUCCACCUUCAGAGCCUUUCACUGAGGAGUCAAAUACUCCUUCAAAGUGGCCCGCUCAUCCACCUCACGCCAAGUCCACAGAGCAAUCUUACAAGACCACCAUCGGCAAACCAUAUCCGUCGCCCCCUGAGCCCACCUACGGCAACGAAGAUCGCCGCUUGAAGAGUUCGAACACGGUGCACCUGAGCGCAAUGGUGCAACGCGAAGCAGCGAAGAUCAACCCACAGGACGCUCCCAAGGCGUGUUUAUCUUGGUUCCACGAGCCUUCUCUCCCGGAAUUGAAUGUAGUUCAAGCUCGGCUCAUGCUUGAGGGCGCCCUUUAUUUCGGCUUAGGCAAGUCCAUUCACGAUGUGAUGAACGUGAAUUCCACGGAAUGCCCUGGUCGCGUCCCUCGAUUACACGAUGGCAGGUCUGCCGUCUGCGUCAAGCCGUUAUGCGCCAAGAUAGACGCUAGUUGUUCAGACCUCAAGGAUACCUUGGGGUGGGUGACAGAGAGCCUGUUCGAUGAGGAUAUCGACUACACCACUGACGAGGAAGUUUGUGUCUAG
Plenodomus lingam JN3 is the source of this 2565-nucleotide messenger RNA. RefSeq lists its product as uncharacterized. Lineage: Eukaryota; Fungi; Ascomycota; Dothideomycetes; Pleosporales; Leptosphaeriaceae. The record is from RefSeq and is a predicted model, not a curated record.